Caenorhabditis elegans is the source of this 1322-nucleotide messenger RNA. It is a transcript of the gene gur-4, whose product is annotated as G protein-coupled receptor. NCBI's taxonomy places the organism in Eukaryota, Metazoa, Nematoda, Chromadorea, Rhabditida, Rhabditidae. The transcript is spliced from 7 exons. Bases 4 to 1245 code for a protein of 413 amino acids. The record is from RefSeq and is marked reviewed.
AGAAUGGAGCUCCAAGAAGUGCUCAUAGCCUCCAGCUCCCCAGAAAAUCCUCAGAAACCACCGGAACCCUCCAGGAAUUUGGAAAUGGAGCAACUUGAUCUAAUCAAUCACUAUCACAAGCACUUUGGAAGCCAUGUGUUCAAUAUUGCAAACAUUUUGAGAAUUGAUCUGAGGAAACCGGGAGCGAAGAGAAAUAUCAAUGUACUUGUGACUGGGAUUUUGUUCAUUUUUGCCGCCUACUCAAUAUGCUUCAACAUCAAAAUUACCUUCUCAACUCGUCACCUUUCUGCAGAACUUGCAGCUCAACUGCUCAUUAUUCUAUGGGCUGUGCAAUCUCUGAUUUCCAUGGUGUUUCUAAUUUAUUGGCAAAUCUAUGGGCAUUUGUCCGAAUUUCGAGUCAAACUUUCACAGUGUCAAAAUCUAAAAGGCCUGGCUUGUGAGGAUGGUCAGAAAUACAUUGAAGUCACCACCAGAGCCUUCUUCUCCGCGAUUUUUCUCACAUGCUCAGUUACGGCGGCACUGGCAACUAAAUACCAGUUGGAGGAGAAGCACACAGUGUUUCAGGAAAAGCAGUCAUAUAUCUUCUUCUACCCGGCACUUCGUCCAUUUUAUACCCUCAUCACCACAUAUCUCUAUAUUGUUUUCAACAUGACCCUGUUCAUUUUGAUUCACUAUACAAAUGCAACUAUGCUGGAAAUGCGAUAUUUCAAUCGAGAAAUCUCGAAUUUCAAUGGUUCGGGAGAUGGAGCAUCUGCAAAGCUCAUCGAGCACUUGGAGAUCUACAGUAAUUUGUGCACAGUUAUACGGCAUUUGGACCUGAUUUUUCGGCUCUACACAUUCAUCAUGAUAGUCAUCACGAUUCCAUCAAUGAUCUUCACACUUAUGAUGAUGAAUCAUCGAAUUCAUUCAUUCUAUGACUUGAUUCUAUGCAUGCCAACUAUCGGAUUAUGUGCAUUCAGCUUCUUCGCAGUCACUAUUGCUCCAGCGAGGUUGCAUGAUGAGAUAUGUCGAUCUAAAGGAUACCUGUGUCAAAACCGUUCAAUUUGGUUCCCAUACCGUAAGGAAGUAUAUUUAAUUGCAAAUACGCUAUCAUCUCACAUGGAACAAUUCGAUCUCGGGGUCUCGGUUUGGGGAUUCGCUUUGCUGUCAAGGCCGCUGAUUUUGGGAACACUCUCCGCGACUGCCAUGAUGUUGUCACUAUUGACCGAACUUGCGCCGAAAGCCGAAUUAUUGAAUGAAGUUUGACAAAUUGUUCAUUUUUAUUCAAUCUUUUAUUUUCUUUUUCUUUUUUUUUCUUCAAGAAAAAUCUACACCGGCCAAUA